UGUUAGUAACAUUUAGCUGUUAACAUCGUAACCUUUAAGGAAAGAAAUUAUUUAGAAUCUGAAAGUAACAGACAGUGAUAAAUUUUCUUCUAGCAUGAGCAACUCAAAAAGUAUGGAAGAUAAACAUGUUACAGAAAUGUUGACAUGGCUUUACGAGAGCAAGAAUCCACAUAGGGAACGCGUUUUAAGAAAUGAAACUGGUCAUUGUAACUUAAGGAAUGCUGAUUAUAUACAGACAUACAACUGGCCAUUUUUUUUUUAUUCUACGGAUGGUGAAGGAGAAUUUACGUGGUUUAUUCAUCCACGUAAACAUAUAUAUGGAAACAGUAUGUCGGUAAAAGGGAAAGAGGGCUAUGGCAGAAUGUCUUACCUAUGUGGGUCAUAUUUUGAGGGCCUCCUUUUAAAUAAUGAAAGAUUUGGUCCAGGUGUAUAUACAAAUUCAGCUGGCAAACAAGAUGUCGGCAUAUGGUUGGGUAACAAACUGGUUCGAUUAAUUCGCAGCUUACCUGAAAUCAAAAUGCUCCAGAUAGCUCGCGAAAAAGACGACAAAAUAAAAAUUCUGAGAUACCGUACAAUGAUUUCAAUAAAUGAGAAUCGUUGGCAGAAUAUUGUAAAAAACUUGAUAAAGAAUAAUAUAAGCGAUUUAGACCGUCCUUUACGGAAGGGGUUGAAUGAGCUUUGCAGACCAACACCUAAUGAUAGGAGAUCUCUCUGGUAUCAUGUACUAGAUAAUGAAUAUAUGCAAAAAUAUCUUCACGAAGAAAAAGAAUCUAUCACAGCAUUAUCUACGAUGGACAUGAAGGUCACGAAAGCUAUACCCAACAAUAACCCACGUCAAAGUUAUUUAAGUGCAUCAAAAGUAACAAAUAAGGAAGAUACACUUAAAGAAAAGAAAAACUCAAACGAUGUACGUGUUAAGAUUGCAGAAAGUGACACAACAUUUUUUAUUAAUCAGCACCUAGGAGAAUCAAUCAACGUUGAUUACGAAUCGCCUGGAGAUCAAUUUUAUUGCGGCAUCAAAGGUUUCAGUGAAAAUGAUCAAAUGAGCAGCUUCGAAGGCAAAUGGCACAUUUUUGCAAACAUCAAUGACAAUGACUUUCCUAGUAUUGAGAAUCCUAUAAAUUAUUCGGAAAAAAGAAAAUCCCGGAAUUCAAACUUUGACGAGUUUGAUAGAAUAGAGACAAUACUUGAAUUUCCAACAGAAGCCACUGUUAUGACGCAUUUAUUAGCAUGGAACAAUAACCAAGCUAUGAUUGAUAUAUUGAAACAUGUAUUUAGGCAUCGAAAUGACGAGAUUUUGGCCGGAAAACGAGGAGAAUUUCGGCAAGAAGGAGCACACGAGAUGGCAGCAUUAAAUUUUCUAAUAGCGUCUUCGAAUGGUUUUAAAAAUACAAUCCGACAGAUAAUAUUAAAAGAAAACUUGGAUGUGAAUCUUGCGGACAAUGGUGGGAAUACUGGUUUGAUUUAUGCGGCUGUAAGCGAUCGUUUGGAAGCGAUAGAUACUUUAUUGGACCUCGGUGCUGAUAUCAAUUGUAUAAAUGAUGAAUGCUCAACACCAUUAUCACUCUGUAUAUUGCGCUUGUUGGAAUCUGUGCAUGGCGUUGUUGAUCGAUCGAAAGCUUUUUUGCCCAAGAACAUUGAAUCUAUCAAUUUAAAGCAAUCUGAUUUUCUAAUAAAUGAUAACAACGUGUUAGCAAAUUUACAACAGUGGUGUCCUAAAAGCAUGUUUCCAUACGAACAGGUUAGCUCAAUAAUGAAACAUCAUUUACCAAAUUCGAAUCUCAAAUGCGAGCCAUACAUACCUAUUUGUAGAAAAUCAACAUAA
Molecule: messenger RNA, 1825 nt
Organism: Cephus cinctus (wheat stem sawfly)
Lineage: Eukaryota; Metazoa; Arthropoda; Insecta; Hymenoptera; Cephidae
Exons: 10
Coding region: 95-1825 (576 amino acids)
Molecular function (GO): protein binding
Source: RefSeq, a predicted model, not a curated record